This is a messenger RNA of Camelina sativa (false flax), 1425 nucleotides long. NCBI's taxonomy places the organism in Eukaryota, Viridiplantae, Streptophyta, Magnoliopsida, Brassicales, Brassicaceae. The record is from RefSeq and is a predicted model, not a curated record.
AAAUUAGUCAGGGAAGAUGAUCAAACCAAUCCAAUUUUCCAGUCCGAUCGUCCUUUGUGAACUGGCGACCGAGACCGAGAGUGUGCGUUCGUAAUGUGUUCGUUCGUCAUCGCUUAGAAGAUCGAAACCAAAAUUAUUUUAUAUAAUUUAAAAGAGAAAGCCAAGUAAAAUUCGAUUACGACUCUGUAUUUUUUUUUCUUCUUUGGGUUGCGGAAUAAAAAACGAAGAUGUGAACACACACCGAGAGAGAGAGAGAGAGGGAGAGAUUUAGCAGAGGAAAGUGAAAUCAUGGUGGGUUUGAAAGGGAUUCUAGGGUUUGAUUAUGGAAUAGUUCAGGCGCCAUUAGGACCAGAUAUAUCCGGACCAGAGCUUGUAGCCGCCGUCGCUAAUGCCGGAGGGAUUGGUCUUCUCAGAUGUCCUGAUUGGGAGUGUCCUGAUUACUUGAGGGAGCUUAUAAGGAAGACAAAGACAUUAACAGACAAACCAUUUGGGAUCGGUGUUGUUCUUGCGUUUCCUCAUGAUUUGAACAUUAAGGCAAUCUUAGAAGAGAAGGUUGCUGUGUUGCAGCUUUACUGGGGUGAUUGUUCACGUGGGGAAUGUCGAAGAAGCUAGAAAGGCUGUUGAUGUAGGAGUAGACGCCAUUAUUGUCCAAGGGUAUGAAGCAGGUGGGCAUGUAAUUGGAAAGGACGGUCUCUUUUCAUUGUUGCCAAGAGUGGUGGAUGUAGUUGGGGAAAGAGAUAUCCCCGUUAUUGCUGCUGGAGGAAUUGUGGAUGCACGCGGUUAUGUUGCAGCCUUGUCACUUGGUGCUCAAGGGGUCUGUCUAGGCACAAGAUUCGUGGCGACUCAUGAGAGCUAUGCACACCCAAUAUACAAAAGGAUGCUGACUGAAUAUGAAAAAACUGAGUACACAGAUAUAUUUGGAAGAGCGAGGUGGCCUGGUGCGCCGCAACGUGUUCUGGAGACACCUUUCUUUGAUGACUGGAGAUCUCUUCCGGCUGAUGAGAAUGAAGUUAACCAACCUAUUAUUGGACGUUCCACCAUACAUGGCGUUGAGAAGGAGAUAAGAAGAUUUUCAGGAACAGUACCAAACAUGACCACAACAGGCGACUUAGAGAGUAUGGCCAUGUAUGCAGGCCAAAGCGUAGGACUUAUCAAGGAGAUUUUACCGGCUGGAGACGUAGUGAAAAAUCUUGUGGAAGAAGCUCAGCUUCUGAUCCUCCAAAAGUUCAGCAAUGCUUCAUGAUGCAGUACUGCCGCCUCAAAAAUCAUGAGACAACAAAAACACAUUACUGCUUUUCGAAUAGCCUCAUCUAAUAUAAUAAGGUAACCCCUUCUGUUGUAUAUCAUGUUGUGAUCCAUUCCUCCUUAUACCACCAGACUGUAGACCUUAUGGUAUUGAAUAUAAGUAUAACUCUUUUAAUUACA